This is a messenger RNA of Guillardia theta CCMP2712, 2736 nucleotides long. RefSeq lists its product as hypothetical. The record is from RefSeq and is a predicted model, not a curated record. Bases 1 to 2736 code for a protein of 911 amino acids. Lineage: Eukaryota; Cryptophyceae; Pyrenomonadales; Geminigeraceae. The transcript is spliced from 14 exons.
AUGGCAGGAGAGGCGAGGCGAGGAAGCAACAAGGGGGAGAGAAGGAGGGACAAGAACGAGCAAGUGCAGGGGGAGAGAAGGAGGGACAAGAACGAGCAAGUGCAGGGGGAGAGAAGGAUGAAGGGUUCGAAGCUUGCAGCAGCGUCUCUCGAUCAGAACAAGUUUCAAAGUGAUCCUCCCUUGCUCACAGUUUCUAUCUUACCCUCUGAUGUCUACAGCCUCAAACUUGAUGAUCAACCAUCUCGCAUUGAUUAUCAUGCCAUCGCAAGAUCUAUGCUCUUCCUCGCGCCGAAGGCUUCAAGUCAAAGCUCAUGCGGCACAAAGGAUGGGGUGCUGGAAGACGCAUGCAAGGCAGCUGCGAAGAUCUCAAGUCCCUCUGAUGCUCCUUGCUCUUUCAGUCAAGGCCAGCAGGACCAGGACACCGCGCUACCAUGUGCUGCUGAAGCAACAUCUGUGUUGUCCGUCAAUCGAGGAGAAAAGAAGAAACAGAUGAUAGUAGCCAAGGAUCCUAGUAGCAUUCUUAUUCACGAAGAUGGGCUGAUAGGGCUCAAACCAAACUUCGAAACAAAAAACAUCCGAUUGAUUGAGCCGAAAGCGUCAAGUGCGAGUUGUUGGCGGAGACUAGUUGCGGAUGAAACUCACGGCGACAUCUUGAAAGCGUCUGAAGCAUCGUUGAAGAACUUGAUCGAACCGAAGCCCUUGGUUAAACAUGUUCACUUCGAUGACUGCACGACGUUGCUUCUUGUAGACAAGGACGUGAGCGAUGGCGAAAAAGGAGUUGAGGAGGGAGCAGGGCGACAUGCUGAGGCAGAGGGGUUGAUGAAUGAAGAUGGAGAGUUAGGAGCGAACCAGCGUCCUGACGGCGAACGCGAUUACGAUGGCGAUGAAGUUGAAUCAUCCAAGAGGAUGACAAGGAGGAGGCUGUACAAGAAAAGAGUGAGGAAGAAACGCUACACGCCGAGCGGCUUCAAGUUGCCCAAGAUCGACGAGGAGGAUGCUGAAGACUCAGACAGACGGAGCCUCGUCUCUGACCUUCGCUCUGCAUUGACGUUUCUCCGUCAGAACGCAUGGACCUCCAAAAAGAUUGCAGAUGGAGGAGGGGAUGGUCAGGGACGAGAGUCUGAAGCAGUUGUGGCACAGGGAUGGCAGGAGGGAAUCAGCGACAAGGAAUACGAGCACGUGUCUAGCGGGGACGCGUCCUGGUGCUGCGGGGCCGACAUGGUGCUGCGAGAACACGACGAGAAGUUGGAGGGAGUCAGGAGCGUGUGGGACAGCAAGUUCGUGGAAGAGAUGGAGCUGGCGGAGGAAGAGAGCGUGCGCGGACCUUUCUCGGGGGGGCAUCGCAGCCUCGUGCUCUACGUGUGCAACGUCACUUCCCUCCCUCUCGUCCUCGCCGCUCAUGAGACCUCACAGCGAUGCCGAUGGCCCAUGCAACCCCCUGCCAAGAUUGACCCCGGGAAGCAGGUCUGCAUGGCUUGUGAGACUCGCGGCAGUCUCUUCACCCUCAUCGACGGCAGCGUCACCUACAAGGCCUCGCUUGAGAGUGGCCUCUCGCAGUUUGUCUCCUUCACCGUGCGGUGGCAGACGGCGGUGGGAGCAUGGAUCAAGUACAGCAGCUCGAGUGCGCAGGGCUGGGGGGUGGAGAGGGAGUACAGGAAGGGGAACCAAGGGAGGCACAUCGUCACCCGCUGCUUCUUUACCCGCAAGUUCAGCCCGAUGAGUCUCGGACUGCGAGACCUGACGCUAGGAGGACGAGAGCUCGGGUUUGUGAUGCUCGACACUUCACUGGACGAGAGGAUCGCAAGUCGAUUUCAUUGCACAACUGAGAGAACGGCAGCGAUCAGCGCAUGGCUCAAGAGCUUGCUCGAAGGCUCUCACGCGCAUCGCCUUCACUUGGUGAUCCUCCUGGGGGUACACGCGCAAGACAGCAAGACGAGCCUGAUGAACACGCUUGCGGGGGAGAUGGGAUUCCACCACCUCCUCUCGCAUGUGGGGCCGCGUUCACUCGGAAUCACUAGAGACAGCGGCAUCCUGGUUGCCUCGCGUCAUCCGCUCCUCUGGCAGAGCUUCGCUCCCUUCCCCAAGCAUGAAGGCUGCAGUCAUCCGGCUCUAGCACUCCCCAGGGGAGCUUACGGCGGCGUCGCUUCGAUGCUCGUUGACGUGACAUCUGUUGGCUCUCUCGCUGAUUCUCAUUUUCAGCUUCUCCCUGGCAUGAAGCUUCUCCUGUCCGUCACUUCCCUUCCUGCGCAGCCUCUCCUUCAUUCUGCCGCAACCUCAGCGCUGCUGGAGGCGAUAAAGACUUGCAGCUCUUUGGGAGGGGAGGGGAGCAUGGGCCUUGUUUUAUGCGGCAAGUUCGAGUCUUAUCCUCUCCUCCGCCUCCCACAUGCCGACAGUCCUCGACUCAUCCUUCGAGACCUUUACCCGUCAAACCAUGCCGACUGCCAUCAGCGGCUGCCGUCCGUGGGAGCUCUAAGCGGGUCAGACAAGACCAACACCUGGGAUCGCUUCCGCAACUCUCUCGCUGCCUCCGCAUGCGAAAACAAGCAAGGGAGGAUGGGAGCAAGCAAGCUGGAGGGUGGAUUGGGUGGAGGCGUAGCAGGGCUGGAGGAUCAAGUAGCAGAGGCGGCGGCGACUGCAGCAAGAAACCUGAAGGAGGUUCGUGGCUGCAACGAUGGAUACCGCAGAGACACUCGACUUGGAGAGAAGAAGCAAUGCCGCGAGGGGCUGGCGACCUGA